This is a messenger RNA of Uloborus diversus, 4460 nucleotides long. Its product is annotated as dolichyl-diphosphooligosaccharide--protein glycosyltransferase subunit STT3A. The transcript is spliced from 15 exons. Gene Ontology annotation, molecular function: dolichyl-diphosphooligosaccharide-protein glycotransferase activity. The coding region runs from base 150 to 2279 and encodes 709 amino acids. Gene Ontology annotation, biological process: post-translational protein modification. The record is from RefSeq and is a predicted model, not a curated record. NCBI's taxonomy places the organism in Eukaryota, Metazoa, Arthropoda, Arachnida, Araneae, Uloboridae. Gene Ontology annotation, cellular component: membrane.
ACGAUUUGUAAACAGUUCACGUGGAAACUAUGCAAUAAAUACUUAAAAAAUUGGUUCAACAAAUCGAACAACGCAAUAUUCAUGCUUUUUUUUUGCUUUUAUUAUGAAUAUAUAUUGAUUGGACUUCAAGUGUUUCAUUAGAAUUGAAAAUGUCGACUGCUAGCUUUAUGUACAAACGUUCAGGAUGGUUUGUCAGGAUGUCACCUGAAAAGCAAGAUACCUUGCUGAAGAUGCUUAUUCUAUCAAUGGCUGCUGUGCUGUCUUUCUCCACCCGCUUGUUUUCUGUUUUGAGAUUUGAAAGCGUAAUUCAUGAAUUUGAUCCUUACUUCAACUAUCGUACAACAAAAUUUCUGUCAGAAAAUGGAUUUUACAACUUUCACAACUGGUUUGAUGACAGAGCUUGGUAUCCUUUGGGAAGAAUUAUUGGUGGCACAAUCUAUCCGGGUUUGAUGAUAACAUCUGCAACUAUAUAUCAUGUUUUGCAAUUUCUUCAUGUCACCAUUGACAUUCGUAAUGUUUGUGUGUUUCUGGCUCCACUGUUUUCCAGCCUCACAACUAUUAUCACAUACUUGUUGACAAAAGAACUUAAGGAUGCAGGUGCUGGGCUUGUUGCUGCUUCUAUGAUAGCCGUUGUACCUGGAUAUAUAUCUCGUUCCGUUGCUGGUUCUUAUGAUAAUGAAGGCAUUGCCAUCUUUUGUAUGCUUCUGACUUACUACAUGUGGAUCAAAUCUAUAAAGACAGGAUCAAUUCACUGGGCGUCUAUGUGUGGUGUUGCUUAUUUUUACAUGGUGUCGUCUUGGGGAGGUUACGUGUUUCUAAUUAAUUUAAUUCCUCUGCACGUCCUGGCAUUGAUGAUCACUGGCCGAUUUUCACAUCGAGUUUAUGUUGCUUACAGUACAUUGUAUUGCCUUGGAACUUUGCUAUCUAUGCAAAUUUCUUUUGUUGGAUUUCAACCUGUUCAGUCAAGUGAGCAUAUGGCGGCUCUUGGAGUAUUUGGCCUUUGCCAGAUCCAUGCUUUUGUCGAUUAUUUACGAUCUCGCUUAUCCUACGAAUAUUUUGAAGUGCUUUUCCAAGCCGUUGUUUCUUUCUGUGCCGUUGUAGCUCUUUCUGUUGGGGCUGUUUUAACUAUCACUGGCAAAAUUUCACCUUGGACUGGUCGGUUUUACUCUUUAUUGGAUCCUUCUUAUGCCAAAAACAACAUACCUAUCAUUGCAUCUGUCUCAGAACAUCAGCCCACAUCCUGGUCAAGUUUCUAUUUUGAUUUGCAGUUUCUUGUGUUUAUGUUUCCAGUUGGACUUUACUAUUGCUUUUCAAAGCUUACAGAUGCCAAUAUUUUUAUAAUUUUGUAUGGAGUUACCAGCAUUUAUUUUGCCGGUGUCAUGGUACGAUUGAUGCUUGUAUUAGCACCUGUAAUGUGCAUUCUGUCUGGCAUUGGUGUAUCAUCCAUUUUAACAACAUACUGCAAGCAACUUGAUUCAACUCAACAUGACAAAAAAGCCAAAAGAUUUGACAGCAACUAUUUCAAGAAAAAUGAAGUUGCAUGUUCAUUUAUCCUUGUGAUGUCCUUUUUUCUGACCGCUUACAUGAUCCACUGUACAUGGGUCACAUCAGAAGCUUAUUCCUCGCCUUCUAUUGUGUUAUCAGCUCGAAGUCACGAUGGAUCUAGAAUCAUUUUUGAUGAUUUCCGAGAAGCUUAUUACUGGUUGAGACAUAAUACUCCCGAAGAUGCCAAAGUUAUGUCCUGGUGGGAUUAUGGCUAUCAAAUUACUGCUAUGGCUAAUAGGACAAUACUAGUGGACAACAACACCUGGAACAACACUCACAUUUCUCGUGUCGGUCAAGCCAUGGCAUCAUCCGAAGAAAAAGCUUACGAAAUUAUGAAAGAAUUGGAUGUGAAUUAUGUCUUGGUUAUUUUUGGUGGACUUACAGGUUAUUCUUCAGAUGACAUUAAUAAAUUUCUGUGGAUGGUACGUAUUGGUGGAAGCACAGAACGUGGUAAACACAUUAAGGAAAAUGACUACUAUACUUCCUCGGGAGAAUUUCGCAUCGACAGAGAAGGAUCUCCUAUUCUUUUGAACUGUCUUAUGUACAAAAUGUGUUACUACAGAUUUGGUUCUGUGUAUACCGAAGCUGGAAAACCUCCUGGAUAUGAUAGGGUCAGAAAUGCUGAAAUUGGAAAUAAAGACUUUGAGCUGGAUGUGCUAGAAGAAGCUUAUACUACGGAACAUUGGUUGGUUAGAAUAUAUAAAGUUAAAGAUUUGCCUAAUAGAGGAGUUUAACUUUUACAACCAUGUCUUUCUUUUUUAUACUUAAUAUUUUUGUAUGAAUAACAAGUGUUCAAAUUUUUGAGUUGAGUUUUUUCAUGUUACAUAUGGGAGAUUUCAGUGUCUGACACAAUUUUAUACACUUGGUUUAUAUUGUUAAAACGAUGCAAAAACAAUAUGUGUUUAAAUUAUCUGCUUAAAGUAAGAAAUGCCAAUACAUUUUUUUUUUAAAUACCCCCCUCCCCAUUGUUUAAUGUUUCUGCAUUCACAUUAUUUUAAAAUUAAGAGAAAAAAAUUAAUUUGGAAAAACAAUAUGACUGGGUGAAAUUUUCUUGAUGAAAAAUUUUCUGUUUAAAAUGUGUCUUCUAAUUAACUAUGUAGAAUCAAUUAACAAAAAAAAAUUAAUAAGGAACUAAAGUUGUUUAAUUUAGUAUUAAUUUUAUGAAUUCCUUCCGUUCUUGCCUUGUAGUUUAAAGGGGAUAUCUAAGGCUUCAUAUCUGAAUGAAAUUUUUAGGGGUAAAUUAAACAUUAGUUGGUGUUAUUUAAACAUGUCUCCUUUCUUGUGAAAUUAAUUUUACAUAGUACAUAUUAGGCAGUGAGAAGCAAAGGUAUGUAAGUGGCAAAAUUGAAAAUUUUGGAGAUAACCAGUACACAUGGUAGGAGAACCUCCCCUCGUCUUGGGGCAAGAGAUGUUACUAGUAGCCCUGGUAGUUGCUGCUAUACAGCAUGAUUUAGAAAAAUAUUUCAAUGAAAGCCUACCUAGGAGUUAAUCCAGGGUUCGUACGCUCCUUCAAAACUCCUCCAAUACUCCUUCAUUCAGGAAAUUUUUUUGAAGAGCCCUUCAAGCUCCUUCAUUUUGGUUUUAACUCCUUCUGUUUUAGUUCAAGACUACAUAAUCUUCCUCUAUGACUGUAACUUAUAAUACUUUGAUCAACAACUAACUUUGUCACAAGGGCGAUUUUUAUGUAGUAAUUUCGUUCAUUUAUUUUUUCAAGAAUCUGUGGUUUACAAAUUGAUCAUAUUUAAGUCGUAAAAGUUGAAGGUGAAAAUUUUAUUCGAAAACUAAAACGUUUCAAAAGUGAAUUAAAAACAUGCUUAAACUGUGCUUGGCUAUUUUUUCAAGUUUAAUGAUUAUUGUUUUUCCCUCCACCACUCUCAGCAGCAAAAGUCAGGUUGUCUAAUUAUUAUUUAAAUAUUUAAAACUGCAUAAGUAGAUGCAUUAUAUUAAGUGAUUGUGUUAAAAAAAUAGUUGUUUAGUAAACCGAAGUUAUGAUGUUGUAAAAAGGGUCAUCUGCAAGUGAUGUUAUGCAUUGAUUAGGAGACGGGCUCAUGAAAUUGUGACAAAGGGAAGAGAGAGGAUGACAAAAAGUGACAUCACACAGUUAUUGUAACAAUGUUUAUAAGAAAUAUGACAUGUGACAAGGGAGGAGUUAGGUGAAGCGUGACACAUUGUGAUGAAGGGGGAAGGGGUCAAAUAUGUUGAAAAAAAAGUGUGACAUCAUUUAAUGACAGCCCAUUUGUAUUCCUUCAAAACCUCAUUUUACUCCUUCAAACCUCCUCCAAAACUCCUUCAUUUUAUUUCUGAAAUUGAGUACGAACCCUGUAAUCUUUUAACGCGUUUUACUCAAAACUAGAAAAUGUCCACUUACAUCCCUUUGUUUCUCACUGCCUCAUAUGUACAAACUUCCAACAUUCCAGAGUCGACUUUUAAAAUGGAUUGUUUAAGCUUCUUCAUUUCUUUCCUUGAUCUAAUCUUAAGGAACUUGUGAGACAACUUGUGAUCAUACCGCUUCCUCCCUCAUCUAGUGAUUGUGAUUUUUCUGAACAAAUGCUGUUUAUAAUUGUAAUGAUUUUAUGUCUUAAUUGGAGAGAACAAAUAUAAUUUAUUAACAAAUAUGGUUUGUCAAUGUUUGCAGGUUUUUAAUGUUGCACCCUGAUAUAAAAUUUGCUCAUGUAUAAAAAUGUCCCUUGUAAUUUCAGUUGUUUUCGGUGUUUUGAAAAUUAAGUUUGAUAUAUUAUUUGCCAAUGUCAUUUUUAAGAAUCGAACAAUGUAUUUUAAUGUGCUUUCUACAUUUACCACAAAUGUAUUUUAUGAUUUAUUUAGUUACUUAAUCAAACCAAGAUGCAUUUGAAGUACAAUCACAUUUUGAAAAGAUGUCACGUUUUUGGUAAUAAAAUGAACACUUGGAUGGAUAA